AUGUUGCAGUAUCCUACAGAAUGGACCGAUGAGAAGCAUAGUUUGUAUCUUAAAUCAAUGGAAGCUUCUUUCGUAGAUCAGCUCUACAACUCCCUCGGUUCCAUUUCCAACAAGGAGACUGUCGGAUCAUCAUCGAAGAGGCUCGGUAAUAAUAGAAAACCUUCUGAAGAACAGUUCAAGGUUCUUCGUGAUGGUUUCUGGCAGAAGAUGCAUGUAAGAGAACCUGAGUAUCGUUUUAAAGGAAGACAAGGUCGUCGUUCUCACGAGUUUCUUAGGAGUCCUUGGAUCAACCACUAUAAGCCAUUACCAAAGACCCUAAGUGAUGAAGGUAGUUCAGAGGUGGUUAGGUCGAAGGGUAUCGUCAUAUGCAGCUCUCUUUCACGUGACCGGGAUCAAAUUAGCGUUGGAGAAGAAGAAGUAUCUGACCAGAAUUUUGUCAACGAAGUAACCAAAGGCGAAAAGGGAAGCUCCAAGAAGAUGAAGACUGUGAUGAGUGGAUCGUCUAGCACUGAUCAGGUUAAUUUCUUCCACCAAUUAGUUUUUGAUCAUAGAAUGUGA
This is a messenger RNA of Eruca vesicaria subsp. sativa (arugula), 558 nucleotides long. The record is from the annotation of a GenBank genome assembly. NCBI's taxonomy places the organism in Eukaryota, Viridiplantae, Streptophyta, Magnoliopsida, Brassicales, Brassicaceae.